Molecule: messenger RNA, 1932 nt
Organism: Aspergillus puulaauensis
Lineage: Eukaryota; Fungi; Ascomycota; Eurotiomycetes; Eurotiales; Aspergillaceae
Exons: 2
Coding region: 1-1932 (643 amino acids)
Biological process (GO): fungal-type cell wall (1->3)-alpha-glucan biosynthetic process
Cellular component (GO): fungal-type cell wall
Molecular function (GO): alpha-1,3-glucan synthase activity
Source: RefSeq, a predicted model, not a curated record
AUGAGCCAGGUGAGCAACACCCUUAGAUACCCGGCUAGUGACCAGCCUGUUGGAUACAAAGACGGCAAUGGGGACAUCAGUACAGCGCCCUACUUCUCCACGCCCAACUCGCCGUACUGUGUCUCAGGCGCCUCCUCGCCAGCGCCGAGGUUGUCUUCUGACAGGCCCCAGUACCCAUUGCAACUGGAACUGGAGUCUGGCCAGAGCACACCAUUUCCUGUUUCCGGCAAUAUUUCCGUUUUGUCUCUGGCCUCUGUCGUAGGCGAUCGCAACCAGCAGCUCUUCGAGCUGCAGAAGGUCGAUCCGACCUUUACAGACAGCAUGGGCCAUUUCACGCGGCGCUUCGAGCAGCUGAUCAACAACCUGGACAAGAAGAACUCGAUGGCUGACUGCUGCAUUGAGACGUUCCUGGUGAAGAGCGAGCGCAAUUUCUACAACAUAUACAACGACGUGCAACUCAACAAAGAUCGCGUAAAGACUUCCAUCUCUCCGAUAAGUCCGGAUACCCCUGACCCUGGGACACCGCAGAACAGCAGCUGCUCUGGCUCCACGAGCGAUUUGAACCAGGGGGGCUUUGACGAAAUUGACCGUUGGCUUUCCCGGCUGGGGUACAGACGCCCCAUCGCCGUCCAACGGUUCAUGAGACGGCGGAUCGGAGACUGGCCCGUCUACACUCUAUUCCUAGGCCUUGGACAGAUUAUCGCGACCAACUCGGCGCAAAUCACCCUGCUUGUCGGCCAGAUAGGCGAGACAGCGACCAGGCUAUACGUGAUCGCAACUAUUUACUGUGUCUCAUCUAUUGCCUGGUGGGUUAUGUACACCCGUCUGCCGGCGGUGGUCAUCCUCAGCUCCGCGUGGUUUAUAUACUGCAUGGCCUUUACUAUCCUUAGCAUGUCCCCGUUUGGGACGUCGGCUGCUGGACGAGAAUGGGCGCAAAACGUCGCCGCAGGUAUCUAUGCAGUAGCGUCGUCUAGCGGGUCAUUAUUCUUCGCUCUUAACUUUGGCGACCAAGGCCCUGUCCCUGUCAAGGAUUGGAUGUUUCGCGCCAGUCUUAUACAGGGCCUCUCACAGCUGUAUACCGUCGCCCUGUGGUACUGGAGCUCCAGGGUCACCGCUGUUGAAGUCGGAGGCGUGUCCUCCCUCGCAUUGAACACAUGGAGGCUCACGGCCGUGGCGAUGCCAAUAGCUGUUGUCUGCUUCCUUAUCGGUGUGCUUCUCGCGCUUGGCCUGCCAAAAUACUACCGCCAGGCGCCCAGUCAAAUCCUUGUCUUCUACACAUCGCUCUUCCGCCGCCGGACAGUUCUCUGGUUCUUCUUCAUGGUCAUCGUGCAAAACUGGUUCCUCGUCGCCGCCUUUGGGCGUAACUGGUCAUUCCUCUGGUCUUCCAGACACGCCAGAACGUGGCAAGUCACCAUCCUCGUGAUCAGCUUCUUCAUUAUCCUGUGGGUGCUUAUCCUCAAUGUCUUCCGCCGCCUGUCCAAGGAACAUAGCUGGAUCCUCCCCGUCUUUGGGCUGAGCCUAGGCUCGCCCCGCUGGGCGCAGAUAUGGUGGGGAACGUCCAAUAUAGGUCUCUAUCUUCCGUGGGCUGGAAGCCUCACGUCUGGUGCUAUCGUAUCUAGAUGCCUGUGGCUCUGGCUCGGUGUCCUCGACGAGAUCCAGCAGGUCGGCCUUGGUAUGAUCCUUUUACAGACCUUGACAAGAGUCCAUGUCUGCUUCGUCCUUCUCGCCGCGCAGGCGUUGGGGUCAAUCGCUACUAUUUGCGCGCGCGGCUUUGCACCGAAUAGAAUCGGCCCGGGUGGUAUCUCGCCGAACGUGGUCCUGUCGAUGGGUACAAUCGGCAAUGCGUGGUUCUGGAUUGCGCUGUUCUUCCAGUUACUGGCCAGUUUUGGUUUCCUCCUGUUCUAUCGCAGAGAACAGCUCAACCGGCCGUGA